Lagopus muta (rock ptarmigan) is the source of this 729-nucleotide messenger RNA. Its product is annotated as zinc finger protein 764-like. The record is from RefSeq and is a predicted model, not a curated record. The coding region runs from base 1 to 729 and encodes 242 amino acids. Gene Ontology annotation, biological process: regulation of DNA-templated transcription. NCBI's taxonomy places the organism in Eukaryota, Metazoa, Chordata, Aves, Galliformes, Phasianidae. The transcript has 3 exons.
AUGGGAAGCGGCGCCCCCUGGUGGGAAGCUGUGAGCUUUGCGGAGGUGGCCGUGUAUUUCAGCAGGGAGGAGUGGGCGCUGCUGGACCCUGCGCAGCGAGCGCUGUACCGGGACGUGAUGCUGGAGACGUACCAGUGCGUGGCCUCGCUGGCUCCACUUCCAGCCCCCAAACCCGUGCUGAUCUCCCUGCUUGAAGGAGAGGAAGAGCCCUGGAUCCCAGAUGUGCGUAGCCCUGAGGCCGUGCCAGGAGACCUCAGCCCAGGAACUGGGAUUGCAGAUAUGCUGGAGGACCUGGAGGAAAGUGGUGUGGCCGAAAGGCGGUGGGGUGGUGUUUGUGUGGAAGAAAUGAGAAGGGAUGUCCAAGGAGGCCUGGAGCAAGGUCAGGGUGAGCAGAUCAUGGAGCCACUGGGAAAGGGUCUGGGAAAGGCAGGGAGGAGCCCGUUGGACUUCAACAUCAGUCAAAAGGAUCCUGAAGAACCCAGGAACAAGAAUAUGUGCCAGCAGAAAAAGCAGAAUCCAUGCACUGAGUGUGGAAAUAGCUUUGAAAAAGAUUCCAGCAUCGUUAACCACCAGUGCAUGCGCUCAGCAAUGAGUCCAUACAAGUGCUCUGAUUGUGGGAAGAGCUUCAAAUGGACAUCCCACCUCACCUACCACCACCACAUCCACAAGGAGAGAGACCCUACAGGUGCUCUGAGUGUGGGAAGAGCUUCAACAGCCAUGUUGAAUUGA